AUGGGAGUGAGCACCAUGGAUCAGAAGUCUUUCUGGGAAGGUUUAGUGGUCUUGCUGCUUCUUCAGGAAGGAUCUGCCUACAAACUGGUUUGCUACUUUACCAACUGGUCACAAGACAGGCAAGAACCAGGGAAGUUCACCUUUGAAAGCACUGACCCCUUCCUAUGUUCUCACCUUAUUUACUCAUUCGCCAGCAUCAGUAACAACAAGGUCAUCAUCAAGGACAAGAAUAAGGCGAAGCUUUACCAGACCAUCAACAAUUUCAAAACCAAGAAUCCCAAACUGAAAAUUCUCUUGUCCAUUGGAGGGUACCUGUUUGGUUCCAAAGGGUUCCAUCCCAUGGUUGAAUCUUCUUCAUCAACCUUGAAAUUUGUCAACUCUGUAAUCCUAUUUCUGAGGAAUCAUAACUUUGAUGGACUGGACAUAAGUUGGAUCUACCCAAAUGUAAAAGACAACACUCAUUUCACUGUGCUGAUUCAUAAGUUAGCAGAAGCUUUUCAGCAGGACUUUGUAAAAUCCACCAAAGAAAGGCUUCUCUUGACUGCAGGAGUUUCUGCAGGGAGGCAGAUGAUUGACAACAGCUAUCAGAUCAAGGAAUUGGCAAAAGACCUGGAUUUCAUCAACCUCCUGUCUUUUGACUUCCAUGGGUCUUGGGAAAAGCCCCUUGUCACUGGCCACAACAGCCCCCUGAGAAAGGGGCAGCUGGACAGACAGACAAGCUCCUACUACAAUGUGGAGUAUGCUGUGGGAUACUGGAUAAAGAAGGGGAUGCCUGCGGAGAAGGUGGUCAUGGGCAUCCCCACGUAUGGACGUUCUUUUACACUGGCCUCUGCAGAAACUGCCGUGGGGGCCCCUGCCUCUGGUCCUGGAGCCGCUGGCCCCAUCACCAAGUCUUCAGGCUUCCUGGCUUAUUAUGAGAUCUGCCAGUUCCUACAAGGAGCCAAGAUCACAAGGCUCCAGGAUCAGCAAGUUCCCUAUGCAGUCAAGGGGAACCAGUGGGUGGGCUAUGAUGAUGUGGAGAGUGUGGAGACCAAGGUUCAGUUUCUAAAGAAUCUAAGCCUGGGAGGGGCCAUGAUCUGGUCUAUUGACAUGGAUGACUUCACUGGCAAAUUCUGCAGCCAGGGCCCCUACCCCCUUGUUCAAGCUGUCAAGAGGAGUCUCGGCUCUCUAGAAAGGUACAUGGACCUCAUCAAUGUGAUGAUCUAUGACCUUAGGGACUCCUGGGAUGGUUUCACAGGAGAGGACAGCCCCUUGUUUUCAGGACCCAACGACAAGGGAGACUACAAAUACUUCAGUGUGGCAAAUCCAGGCUCUGCAAGACCAAUAGUGACAACAACCAUGGCAAAGCUUAUUCUCCUCACAGGUCUGGCCUUUCUGCUGAAUUCUCAGCUAGGUUCUGCCUACCAGCUGGUAUGCUACUUCUCUAACUGGGCCCAGUACCGUCCAGGCCUGGGAAGCUUCAAGCCUGACAACAUCGACCCCUGCCUCUGCACUCACCUGAUCUACGCCUUCGCUGGGAUGAGUAACAAUGAGAUCACCACCAUUGAAUGGAAUGAUGUGGCUCUCUACAGUUCUUUCAAUGACCUGAAAAAAAAGAACAGCCAGCUGAAAAUUCUCCUGGCCAUUGGAGGCUGGAACUUUGGAACUGCCCCUUUCACUGCCAUGGUUGCCACUCCAGAGAACCGCAAGAAUUUCAUUUCUUCAGUCAUCCAGUUCCUGCGCCAGUAUGGAUUUGAUGGGCUGGAUUUUGAUUGGGAGUACCCUGGCUCUCGUGGAAGCCCUUCUCAGGACAAGCAUCUCUUCACUGUCUUGGUGCAGGAAACACGUGAAGCUUUUGAACAGGAAGCCAAGCAAACCAACAAGCCCAGGCUGCUGGUCACUGCGGCAGUAGCUGCUGGCAUCUCCAAUAUCCAAGCUGGCUAUGAGAUUCCCCAGCUAUCCCAGUACCUGGACUUUAUCCAUGUCAUGACCUAUGACUUCCAUGGUUCCUGGGAAGGCUACACCGGAGAGAACAGCCCUCUCUACAAAUACCCAACUGACACUGGCAGCAAUGCUUACCUCAAUGUGGAAUACGCCAUGAACUACUGGAAGAACAAUGGGGCCCCGGCUGAGAAGCUUAUCGUUGGAUUCCCUGCCUACGGACACAGUUUCACCCUAAGAGACGCUUCCAACAAUGGCGUCGGUGCCCCCACUUCUGGCGCUGGUCCUGCUGGGCCCUAUACCAGGGAGGCUGGGUUCUGGGCCUACUAUGAGAUCUGCACCUUCCUGAAAGAUGGAGCCACUGAGGUAUGGGAUGACUCUCAGGACGUGCCCUAUGCCUACAAGGGCACUGAGUGGGUUGGCUAUGACAAUGUUAACAGCUUCAGAAUCAAGGCUCAGUGGCUUAAGGAGAACAACUUUGGUGGUGCCAUGGUCUGGGCCAUUGACCUGGAUGAUUUCACAGGCACUUUCUGCAACCAGGGCAAGUUCCCCCUGAUCAACACCUUGAAGGAUGCUCUUGGCCUGAAGAGUGCAACCUGUAGCGCCUCCACUCCGACCAGUGAGCCCAGCAGCAAUCCUGGAAAUGAAAGUGGGAAUGGAAAUGAGAGCAGCAGCUCCGAGGGUAGAGGAUACUGUGCCGACAAAGCUGAUGGCCUUUACCCAGUGGAGAAUAACAGAAAUGCCUUCUGGAACUGCGCAAAUGGAAUCACAUACGAGCAGAAUUGCCCGACCGGGCUUGUCUUUGACACCAGCUGUCACUGCUGCAACUGGGCAUAA
Molecule: messenger RNA, 2757 nt
Organism: Rangifer tarandus platyrhynchus (Svalbard reindeer)
Lineage: Eukaryota; Metazoa; Chordata; Mammalia; Artiodactyla; Cervidae
Source: the annotation of a GenBank genome assembly